Oryza brachyantha (malo sina) is the source of this 2446-nucleotide messenger RNA. Its product is annotated as transmembrane 9 superfamily member 8. The record is from RefSeq and is a predicted model, not a curated record. The transcript has 7 exons. NCBI's taxonomy places the organism in Eukaryota, Viridiplantae, Streptophyta, Magnoliopsida, Poales, Poaceae. Bases 160 to 2085 code for a protein of 641 amino acids. Gene Ontology annotation, cellular component: membrane. Gene Ontology annotation, biological process: protein localization to membrane.
AACAGCACCCUCGUCGCAACGGAAAAGCGCAAUCUCGUUCGCCCUCGCCGUUCUCUCCCUCACACCUCGUCGUCUCCCUCCCCGAGAGAGAGAGCGCGCGCGCGCGCGGGCUCGAGGUCGAGGGUGCCUCCGCGCGCGGCCUUGCCUAGGCCCUCCCCCAUGGCGAUGUCGCCGGCAGCGGCGGCGGCGCUGGCCGUCGCCCUCGCCGCGCUCUGCCUCGCGGCACCGGCCGCCGGGUUCUACCUCCCCGGCGUGGCGCCCAACGACUUCGAGAAGAGAGACCCUCUUCCAGUGAAAGUCAACAAAUUGACAUCAAUCAAGACCCAGCUUCCCUACUCUUAUUAUUCUCUCCCGUUCUGCAAGCCGGAUAAUAUAGUUGACAGUGCUGAAAAUCUUGGUGAAGUUCUUCGUGGAGAUCGUAUCGAGAACUCCCCAUACACAUUUGAAAUGAGAGAGCCUCAGAUGUGUCAAAUAGUCUGCAAGAUUUCUGUAGGGGAGAAAGAAGCGAAGGUUCUCAAGGAAAAGAUUGAAGAUGAGUACCGUGUGAACAUGAUUCUUGACAACCUACCUCUAGUUGUUCCUAUUCAAAGAAUGGAUCAGGAAGGUGCUUAUUUCUAUCAACAUGGCUUCCAUGUUGGAGCCAAAGGACAAUAUGCAGGGAGCAAGGAUGAAAAGAGCUUCAUCCACAACCAUCUGUCAUUUACUGUGAAGUAUCACAGGGAUGCCCAAAGGGAUGUUUCUAGAAUAGUUGCCUUUGAAGUAAAACCUUACAGUGUUAAACAUGAAUAUGAAGGACAGUGGAAUGACAAGAAGACCCGCCUGACCACUUGUGAUCCUCAUGCAAAACGUAUAAUUACAUCAUCUGAUUCUCCUCAGGAGGUUGAAGUUGGCAAAGACAUAAUAUUUACCUAUGAUGUGGAUUUCAAGGAGAGUGAUAUCAAGUGGGCAUCUCGCUGGGAUACCUAUCUACUGAUGACAGAUGAUCAAAUCCAUUGGUUUUCCAUUGUGAAUUCCCUCAUGAUUGUCCUCUUCCUUUCUGGAAUGGUUGCAAUGAUUAUGCUCCGUACCCUUUACCGGGAUAUCUCCAAGUAUAACCAGCUUGAGACUCAGGAAGAAGCCCAAGAAGAAACAGGAUGGAAGCUUGUCCAUGGUGAUGUUUUUAGGCCUCCAUCAAACUCUGACUGGCUCUGUGUUUAUGUUGGUACUGGAGUCCAGUUCUUUGGCAUGCUACUUGUCACUAUGGUCUUUGCAGUCCUUGGGUUCCUUUCUCCAUCAAACAGGGGUGGGCUUAUGACAGCUAUGCUCUUGCUUUGGGUUUUCAUGGGUUUGCUUGCUGGCUAUUCUUCUUCACGUCUUUACAAGUUGUUCAAGGGUGCAGAAUGGAAGAACAUUGCUUUGAGGACAGCCUUCACUUUCCCUGGCAGUGUAUUUACUAUUUUCUUCUUCUUGAAUGCUCUUAUAUGGGGCCAGAAGUCUUCAGGUGCAGUUCCAUUCACCACAAUGUUUGCCCUUGUCCUCCUUUGGUUCGGUAUCUCAGUGCCACUAGUAUUUGUUGGGAGUUUCCUUGGCUUCAAGAAGCCUGCAAUGGAAGAUCCUGUGAAAACCAACAAGAUACCCAGGCAGAUACCUGAGCAGGCCUGGUACAUGAACCCAAUCUUCUCUAUUCUAAUCGGAGGGAUCCUUCCCUUUGGGGCUGUGUUCAUUGAACUCUUCUUUAUCCUGACCUCCAUCUGGCUGCACCAGUUCUACUACAUCUUUGGGUUCCUCUUUCUCGUAUUCCUGAUCCUGAUCGUAACCUGUGCCGAGAUCUCGAUUGUACUCUGCUACUUCCAGCUGUGCAGCGAGGACUAUCUCUGGUGGUGGAGGUCAUACUUGACAUCAGGAUCUUCUGCUAUCUACCUGUUCUUGUAUGCAACCUUCUAUUUCUUCACAAAGCUGGAGAUCACAAAGUUUGUGUCAGCUGUUCUGUACUUCGGUUACAUGCUCAUCGCCUCAUAUGCCUUCUUUGCCUUGACUGGUACGAUUGGAUUCUACGCAUGCUUCCUGUUCACUAGGCUGAUCUACUCUUCUGUCAAGAUUGAGUAAAGAGAGCUGUCUUCAAAUUCAUUGUUGCCAUGGCAAGUACUGAUCCUGCGGACAAUCAAUGUCCUCCAAGCUUUGUUGCCUGUGGCCUCAGUUUUGAGUUUUCAAAGCUGGUAGUUAAAGAUGAACUGGCGAUUUGUUAUCCCAUGAUUCAGGUAUCAUAGCUAGCUCAGUGAUUUUUGUUUCAUUUUCUUUUACCUUCUCUUUUUUGGAUUUAGCCCUUGGAACACGGCCUAUCAAGUGGUUGUUGCAGAGUUAAUUGUAUACGAAUGCUGAGUAAUCUCAUUUCUCCUCAUGCCAGAAUGUUAUGUACUUGUUGACCUACAAUGCGACUUCCAUUAAAUAUAUUACUGCAGUGGAAAAA